Schizosaccharomyces japonicus yFS275 is the source of this 1352-nucleotide messenger RNA. Its product is annotated as CAMK/CAMKL/MARK protein kinase. Bases 97 to 903 code for a protein of 268 amino acids. Lineage: Eukaryota; Fungi; Ascomycota; Schizosaccharomycetes; Schizosaccharomycetales; Schizosaccharomycetaceae. The transcript has a single exon. The record is from RefSeq and is a predicted model, not a curated record. Gene Ontology annotation, molecular function: protein kinase activity; kinase activity; protein serine/threonine kinase activity.
CGAUGGUAUGAUAGAUUCGUGGUACGCUUUUUUUUUAUUACGUAUGUCUUGGGGUGCUACACCAAGUGUACCACGAAUCUGCACCACCAUAAACAUAUGCUUGAUAUCAGUACCCGAAGUAUAGACCAAUUUCCCUUCGGCGACCUCCGAAUUCUCAGUAGGGCUGGACGAGGAAACUUUUCCGUGUACGUUGUUCGACUCGCAAGUGACCCAGACAAAAAAGUGAUGGCACUCAAACUUGCUAAGCUUGAUCCCUCACCACUCAACGGCUCGUCUCGUGGAUUAUUUCGAGAGUUUAAGAUCCUGCGUUCUUUGCAACAUCCGAAUAUUAUUAAGGUGUUUCGCGGAUUCAAUAAUGGUCUUUGCUUUAGUUUCUUGAUGGAGUAUUGCCCCUAUGGAAGUUUAGAGGCAUAUAUCAAGCACGGCGACUUGGAUAUCGUGUCCUUAAAGAAGCUUACCCGACAGAUCGGAAGUGCCUUGGAGUACCUUCACUCAAAAUCAAUAGCUCAUUACGAUGUCAAGGCGGCCAAUGUGCUUAUAACUCCAUCGUUCGACUUCAAGCUCACGGACUUCGACAAUGCCUCCGACGCACUGGUAGAGCAACAUGGAAUUCGGGGAACGUUUGCUUAUUUGGCUCCCGAAAUCAUGAUGGGCAAAGCGUACAACAUGUCAGUGGAUAUUUGGGCGUUUGGGGUUCUUCUCUACUUUGCAGCUUACCAUUCGCUGCCUUUUCCCGAAAUUGACAACGCCUUGAACAUGCUUAAGGCCGUUUGUAAGCGCAAUGUCUCAUUUCCAGGAACCAUGCCUCUUCAGUUCGAGUAUCUUUUACAAAGAAUGCUUGAAAUAAACCCAGAAUUAAGGCUAACUUGGAAUGAAUUUCGUGCAGUAAAGUUUUAUUCCUAAUGUCAGUCGUGUAGUAGGAUUAUUAAUAUCAUUUAUCGUUCAGCGGUUAAGAGAUUCGAAUCUACUAUCACUUGUUUUGCUCGGGAAGGAAAUACUAUGUGAUAUAUAACCAUCAUAGUAGCCCCGUCACUCUGAUGAUCAUUCAUGGCCCAGUGGUAAUUCGUCGGAUGCGAGAUUCGAACACACCCCCUCCUGUCCGAGUUCGAACCGCAACGAUACCACAACACUAUUUGAACCCGUAUAAUAAUUUAGGUCUGAUAAAUUAGAAGUAUUUAAUCAGACGAAUCCUAAAUAGGUGAAAGAAUUAUAGUACUGAUAUAUUUGAUUAAAAAUAUGUACAAAGAAGCCCACAAAACUGAGCUCAUGUCUUAACACUGUCAGGCAUCUCUUACAAUUCCUGGUAGCUUCAUGGUACAUCGUUUAAGACUAUCUAUCACAUAGCUUCGCGG